This is a messenger RNA of Dentiscutata heterogama, 226 nucleotides long. Lineage: Eukaryota; Fungi; Glomeromycota; Glomeromycetes; Diversisporales; Gigasporaceae. The record is from the annotation of a GenBank genome assembly.
UAUUGGAUCAAUUCCUGAACAGAUUUUAGAAAACGAUGAGAUUUUGUUAGAUAUACCUAAUUGUCCUACAACCUUAUUAAUUAAUGAGAUCAUUGACUUGGAAAUUGAAGAAAAUUCAGAAUCUUCUACAGCAGAAACGUCCCGAGCUGUUUUACCCGAGGAUUUUGAUUAUGAUCCUUGUGAUGUAUUAAAUAGAUUUUUAGAACGUGAAGAGCAGAAUAAGUAG